Messenger RNA from Paramecium pentaurelia, 246 nucleotides. The record is from the annotation of a GenBank genome assembly. Lineage: Eukaryota; Ciliophora; Oligohymenophorea; Peniculida; Parameciidae.
AUGGGCUGCCAUAUUUAAAAACCCUAAUACACUAAGAAUGACAUCAUUAUUUCAUCCCCUCCUCCUACAGUUCCAUCUUCUCAUGAAAUAAUUUUGAUGCCUUAUGCUCUACAUGAAUAACAUCCUGCAUCAAAGAUGCCAGUUCAAAUUUAAUUGGAUGGUGAAAAUAAAAGAACAAAAGAAUGGUCAACUGAAAUUACUAAAACAUUUUCACCUAAUAUUAUAUCAAAACAAACAUAAAAAUGA